Messenger RNA from Apis florea (little honeybee), 2820 nucleotides. It is a transcript of the gene Hsp90, whose product is annotated as heat shock protein 90. Lineage: Eukaryota; Metazoa; Arthropoda; Insecta; Hymenoptera; Apidae. Gene Ontology annotation, biological process: protein folding. Gene Ontology annotation, molecular function: ATP-dependent protein folding chaperone; ATP hydrolysis activity; ATP binding. The record is from RefSeq and is a predicted model, not a curated record.
GCGCGCCACUAUUCAAUACUCUGAAAAGUGACGGCGCGAGAGUCUGAUCUCUGACGCGAAGCUAUAUUUCCUCUGCGGUUGUACGUGCGAUUAUACGUGCGAUACAUUCUCAACGUUUGUGUGAAGAAAUUUAUUUUAAAUAAACUUCUGUGUUUUAUUAUCUGAUUGUACGUAAUUAAAUACAUUGUGAAAAGAUGCCGGAGGACGUCACCAUGGCUAAUGCCGGAGAGGUUGAAACUUUCGCUUUCCAAGCUGAAAUUGCACAAUUAAUGAGUUUAAUUAUUAAUACAUUUUAUUCCAAUAAAGAAAUUUUUAUUCGAGAAUUGAUUUCAAAUGCAUCUGAUGCAUUAGACAAAAUUCGCUAUGAAUCUCUUACGGAUCCAUCUAAAUUGGAUACAUGCAAGGAAUUAUUUAUUAAAAUUGUUCCUAAUAAAAAUGAUCGUACUUUAACCAUACUUGAUUCUGGUAUUGGUAUGACAAAAGCUGAUCUUGUGAACAAUUUGGGUACCAUUGCUAAAUCUGGUACAAAAGCAUUUAUGGAAGCUCUUCAAGCUGGUGCCGAUAUUUCUAUGAUUGGCCAGUUUGGUGUAGGUUUUUAUUCUGCUUACCUUGUAGCAGAUAAAGUUGUUGUAAUUUCAAAACACAAUGAUGACGAACAAUAUGUAUGGGAGUCUUCUGCUGGUGGUUCUUUCACUGUCCGCCCUGACAAUGGAGAACCAAUUGGAAGAGGUACCAAAAUUAUUUUACAUAUUAAGGAAGAUCAAACUGAAUAUUUGGAAGAAUCUAAAAUCAAAGAAAUUGUGAAGAAGCAUUCUCAAUUCAUUGGUUAUCCAAUUAAACUUGUUGUUGAGAAGGAAAGAGAUAAAGAAUUAAGUGAAGAUGAAGAAGAGGAAGAAGAACCUGCAAAAGAAGAAGGUGAAGAUACAGGUAAACCUAAGAUUGAAGAAGUUGGAGAAGAUGAAGAUGAAGACAAACCUAAAGAUGAAAAGAAGAAAAAGAAGAAAACUAUUAAAGAGAAAUACACUGAAGAUGAGGAAUUAAAUAAGACAAAACCAAUCUGGACAAGAAAUCCAGAUGAUAUUUCUCAAGAAGAAUAUGGUGAAUUUUACAAGAGUUUAACAAAUGAUUGGGAAGAUCAUUUGGCUGUCAAACAUUUUUCAGUUGAAGGUCAAUUGGAAUUCCGUGCAUUGCUUUUCAUUCCGCGACGUGCACCUUUUGAUCUUUUUGAAAAUAAAAAGAGAAAGAAUAACAUCAAAUUAUAUGUACGUAGAGUCUUCAUUAUGGAUAAUUGUGAAGAUCUUAUUCCAGAGUAUCUUAACUUUAUUAAGGGUGUAGUUGAUAGUGAAGAUCUUCCAUUGAAUAUUUCUCGUGAAAUGUUACAACAAAAUAAAAUUCUUAAAGUCAUCAGAAAGAAUCUUGUCAAGAAAUGCUUAGAAUUAUUUGAAGAAUUAUCUGAAGAUAAGGAAAGUUAUAAGAAAUGCUAUGAACAAUUUAGCAAGAAUAUAAAAUUAGGUAUUCAUGAAGACAGUCAAAAUAGGAAAAAACUGUCAGAAUUACUUAGAUAUCAUACAUCUGCAUCUGGAGAUGAAAUGUGUUCAUUAAAGGAUUAUGUUGGAAGAAUGAAAGAAAAUCAGAAACACAUUUACUAUAUCACUGGUGAAAGCAGAGAACAAGUAGCCAAUAGUUCAUUUGUAGAAAGGGUUAAGAAGCGUGGUUUCGAAGUAGUAUACAUGACAGAACCCAUUGAUGAAUAUGUUGUACAACAAUUGAAGGAGUUUGAUGGCAAACAGUUGGUCUCUGUAACGAAAGAAGGUUUGGAACUUCCAGAAGAUGAAGAAGAAAAGAAAAAACGUGAAGAAGACAAAGCCAAAUUUGAGAAUCUCUGUAAAGUUAUGAAAGAUAUUUUAGACAAAAAAGUAGAAAAAGUUGUAGUAUCUAACAGGUUAGUCGAUUCUCCAUGCUGUAUUGUUACAUCACAAUAUGGAUGGACUGCAAAUAUGGAAAGAAUUAUGAAAGCUCAAGCUCUCCGAGAUGCAUCUACUAUGGGAUACAUGGCUGCCAAAAAGCAUUUAGAAAUUAAUCCAGAUCAUCCAAUUAUGGAAAACUUGAGGCAAAAGGCUGAAGCUGACAAGCAUGAUAAGUCUGUGAAAGAUUUGGUCAUGCUUCUUUUUGAAACAGCUUUGUUGUCUUCUGGCUUUGCCCUUGAAGAUCCACAAGUACAUGCUUCCAGAAUAUAUAGAAUGAUUAAACUUGGUCUUGGUUUUGAUGAUGAUGACACACCAAAUGUAGAGGAUGAAAAAAUGGAUACAGAAGUUCCUCCACUAGAAGAUGACACAGAAGAAGCAUCUAGGAUGGAAGAAGUAGAUUAAGACUUCUACUGUUUAAAAUUAUUUAAUUAAAUCCAAAGACUUCUAGGAUGUAGAAAGACUGUUACAAAUUAAUUACUUAAGUACUGAACUUUCGUUUUUGUCUUUCUAUAUGUGACAGAAUGAAGUGCCAUGCUUCUCUUAAGUAUUGCAUAUUGCUAAUUCUGUAUUUAUUUGAUAAAUAUGAGAUGAAGUAUAGAUGUUUUGUGCAUUCCUUAAGUAGUGCUAUAUCUUUAAAUCAAGCCUGUCACUUGAUUCUGUCUCUAAAUUCUUUUUUAUGACAUCAUUUUCAUGUGUCUGCAUUGUCAUUUUAGUUUUUUUUGCACUUGUACAUCAUUACGAUUUCAUUUCGCAUUUUCAUCAUUCCAUUUUGAAAUCGUCAUGUAGUCCGAUAAAAGAUUAAAAUCGUUAUAAACAGUUUUGUGCGUAAUAAAACAACCUUACACAUAAAAAA